AUGUCGGACGUUCCCACGUUCGCCGGCCUCAGCGGCCAGAAGCUGAUGGUGUCGGUGACCUUCUGCGCCACCAUGGGUUUCUUGCUUUUCGGUUAUGACCAGGGCGUCAUGAGUGGUAUCAUCGACGCGGAUCCCUUUAACGAUGUCUUUACCGCCACGCGCAACAACUCCACCAUGCAGGGUGUCGUCACUGCCAUCUACGAGCUGGGCUGUCUGGGUGGAGCACUAUUCAUCCUCGCCUGUGGUGACUGGCUGGGCCGUCGUUAUUCCAUCAUGUUGGGUGCUGCCGUCAUGAUCGUCGGUGUCAUUCUGCAGGUCACCUCAUUCACUGGCCACAUUCCGCUGGCGCAGUUCUGCAUCGGUCGUGUCAUCACCGGCGUCGGCAACGGCAUGAACACCUCGACCAUCCCCACCUACCAAGCUGAAUGUUCGCGCACUUCCAACCGUGGUCUGCUUAUCUGUAUCGAGGGCAGCACCGUCGCCAUUGGUACCCUGAUCUCCUAUUGGGUUGACUUCGGUGCCUCGUACGGUCCCGACGACCUGACCUGGCGAUUUCCCAUUGCCUUCCAGUGCUUGUUCGGUCUGAUCAUCAUCUUCGGCCUGCUCGUGCUGCCUGAGUCACCGCGUUGGCUGUUCACCCAAGAGCGCUACGAGGAGGGUGAGCGCGUCAUCGCCGCCCUGAUGGGCAAGGCUGUCUCCCACCACGAUGUUCAGCUUCAGAAGACCAUCAUCUUAGAUUCUUUGCGCGCGUCUGGUAUGGCCGGCAAGUCCACCCCCAUGUCCGCCGUCUUCACCGGCGGCAAGACGCAGCACUUCCGUCGCAUGUUGCUGGGUUCUUCGUCGCAGUUCUUCCAGCAGGUCGGAGGCUGCAACGCCGUCAUCUACUAUCUCCCCGUGCUCUUCAACCAGUCCCUGGGUCAGGAUCAUCUGAUGUCCAUGAUUCUGGGCGGUGUCAACAUGGUCGUUUACUCCAUUUUCGCCUGCAGCUCGUGGUUCCUGAUCCAGACCGUCGGCCGUCGCAAGCUGUUCCUGUGGGGUUCCGUGGGCCAGAGUCUGUCCAUGGUUAUUACCUUUGCCUGUUUGAUCCCUAAUACCACCGAGGCCGCCAAGGGCGCCGCAGUCGGUCUGUUCACCUUCAUCGCUACCUUCGGUGCUACUUGGUUACCGUUGCCGUGGCUGUAUCCGGCAGAGAUCUCGCCUAUUAAGACUCGCGCCAAAGCCAACGCCAUCUCCACCUGCACCAACUGGCUAUUCAACUUCUUGAUCGUCAUGGUCACCCCGAUUAUGGUCCGGAAUAUCAAAUGGGGUACCUAUCUCUUCUUCGCUGUUAUCAACGCCCUGUUCAUCCCUGUCAUCUACAUCUUCUACCCUGAGACUUCGGGCCGGUCCCUCGAGGAAAUCGAUCUGAUCUUCGCCAAGGGUUAUGUGGAGAAGAUGAGCUACGUGCGCGCCGCCAAGGAGCUGCCCAAGCUGUCCGACGAGGAGGUGGAACGCGUAGCCAUGCAGUAUGGUUUCGGCGGUGCCGACCAGGACUCUGUGACUAAGAAUGUCGAGAGUGAUAGUACCGAAUCGAAUGUGGUGGGCUCCACUGAUCCGGAGAAGAACUAG
This is a messenger RNA of Aspergillus tanneri, 1608 nucleotides long. Its product is annotated as sugar porter family MFS transporter. NCBI's taxonomy places the organism in Eukaryota, Fungi, Ascomycota, Eurotiomycetes, Eurotiales, Aspergillaceae. The transcript is spliced from 3 exons. The coding region runs from base 1 to 1608 and encodes 535 amino acids. Gene Ontology annotation, biological process: carbohydrate transport; transmembrane transport. Gene Ontology annotation, cellular component: membrane. The record is from RefSeq and is a predicted model, not a curated record. Gene Ontology annotation, molecular function: carbohydrate:proton symporter activity.